Messenger RNA from Arachis duranensis, 582 nucleotides. RefSeq names its product protein FAR1-RELATED SEQUENCE 5-like. The record is from RefSeq and is a predicted model, not a curated record. The transcript has 2 exons. Lineage: Eukaryota; Viridiplantae; Streptophyta; Magnoliopsida; Fabales; Fabaceae. Bases 1 to 582 code for a protein of 193 amino acids.
AUGAUUUAUGUACAUAUAUUGAAGGACGUCGGUCUUUGGAUAAUUUUCAAAGUUGUUCUCAAGCAUUCACACCCUUACUGUCCAAAUCGAGCAGAGAUGUUCAAACAACACAGGGAACUAGGCAUGUUUUUACAUCGCACCAUUGAAAACAACAAGAAAGCCGGAAGCAGACCGAGUAAAACAUAUCAGUCAUUUAUAGCAACAGCAGGCAGUCAUUGCGAACUAAGUUUUAUAGAAAAAGACGUGAGGAAUUAUAUUACAAGGAAAGUACGGAAUGUUUCUGAACAAGACAAUGCGAAAGAAUUUGGCAAGUACUUAUUAAGAAUAAAAGAGAAGAAUCAAAAUUUCCUUUUCGAGCUUAACCUUGAAGGUGAUCACUCCAUCAAAAAUGCAUUUUGGGCCGAUGCAAGAAGCAGGGCUGCAUAUGAGUAUUUUGGAGAUGUUGGUUUAUUUGAUACCACUUACAAGACAAACAGGUAUAAUUUGGUUUUUGGUUCUUUUGUGGGCGUGAAUUAUCACCAUCAGUCGACACUUCUUGAAUGCGCUUUGAUGAAAAAUGAAGACAUCCAAUCAUUCAAAUGA